CUUUACAUUCAGUCAGUGAGUUUACACCGUCACAGACAGGACUCCAGAGAGUGGCAAAAGGCGGUUGUUUUAUAUAUAACUGGUUUUGUGAUUGUAGACUUUUGUGGAAUCCCACCCAUUGUCAGCUGUCAAGAGGGGUUACAGACAUCUUGUUCACGUAUUUUAUAUCUGUGAGCUUCAAAGAGUCCGAGCGUUAAGGUUACAAUAGAGAAUCGCACAGUCAGCGGCUUUGCGUGGAUUAUGGUACUUUUGUGAUUUAAAGAGUACUGCCCGGAGGUGGUUACAUCAUAGCUGCCAUCACACAUCAAUCAUGAAGACAUCUCAAAGCCGAUUACAGAAUGCUACUAGAAUAUACAUUGCAUUGAAUCGACGUGAAAGUUGGGUAAAUGAUGCAUGCUUUAGCGUCGACGAAUGUAUGGACUUUGACGUGGACUGUACACUCAGAGAACACAAUGGCGAGACCGUCUUAUUCGCCGCAUGCCGCACGGGAAACAUAACCAUGAUGAACCACUUGUUCGCACGCGAUGCGAAUGUCAAUAUCAUUAAUUCUAACGGAGACCGUUGCAUGGACAUUGCGAUUCGAAAAGGUUGCAUGGGUAUUGUUAGGAAGAUAGCCGAGCACUGCCUGGUCAAGGGCAUCCCAUACAAGGGAUUGGAUCACUCCACCACAACCGCUGAACUCAGUCAGCAACACGCCAUUCGCAAGUAUCUACAGAGUGUAGACUUUUGUGAGUACUUAAACACAAUGGCAGAGCCGACAUCGUCUUGUAAAACCUCAGAACUCGAAUAUAUUUGUGACCUUAUAGGCCUAAAGUUAUCGCGGCAGAGUGAGGUCCACAAAUUAUCACUCGCUAGUCCUUCAGCAACCACUCUCUUGGCUGAAAUGGGCAGUAGUAUAUAUUCAAACAAGGAUAGUGUGGCCGGUUGGGUGCUCCUUCAGCAAUCGUAACAUCAUAAAUAGGCUAAUCGGGCAAAUAAUUAGUACAUAGUUGCAUAGCCUCCUAUAUUAAAGAUCCUAGUCAUUUUAAGGAGACUAUGGUAUAUAAAAUGAGGUAUUGUUUAUAUGAUGUAUUAUCUGGCACUCACGUCGG
Sphaeroforma arctica JP610 is the source of this 1091-nucleotide messenger RNA. RefSeq lists its product as hypothetical. NCBI's taxonomy places the organism in Eukaryota, Ichthyosporea, Ichthyophonida. The transcript is spliced from 3 exons. The record is from RefSeq and is a predicted model, not a curated record. The coding region runs from base 311 to 949 and encodes 212 amino acids. Gene Ontology annotation, molecular function: protein binding.